Messenger RNA from Daphnia magna, 3988 nucleotides. RefSeq lists its product as uncharacterized. The record is from RefSeq and is a predicted model, not a curated record. NCBI's taxonomy places the organism in Eukaryota, Metazoa, Arthropoda, Branchiopoda, Diplostraca, Daphniidae. Gene Ontology annotation, molecular function: protein binding; GTP binding. The coding region runs from base 150 to 3791 and encodes 1213 amino acids. The transcript has 2 exons.
UCUUUACCCUAUCCCCCUCGGAUAAUUCUUUGUUUGUCGAGUGUUCCAAGUUGCGCAAUAAUUGCACAGUCUGCGAUAGCCACAGGUGUGUGCUGGCUGUGGGUAUCUCGUCUGGCUGGAUCUGUAAACACCUUCUGAAAAAAAACAACAUGGCGAAUAAAGAGACAUGGACGCGUUGUGACGUCAUGGAUCGUUACGUCAUUGAAAUGGCAGCAUUGGGACGUCACUUCCAAGUGGGCGAUCUGUACAACUAUCGUAACGACAGCAUCAUCCUACCAGAUCGAGAUUCGAAAUGGUCGACUGAAAUCGUUUCCAAAAUGCAGGUGCAAUCGUUUGGCUCCGACUCUGGACUGUCGUACACCAAGUGGGAACGUUUGGGUGUCGAUGAACAUCUACGAUCCAGCAUUGCAGCCGGAAUCAUUGGCCAGUUGUCGGGUUCCAGCAGGUACUUAACAGAUCGAGAUCAACCGGGUCACGUCACUCGAACUGUUGCCUUACGAAUGGAAUCCCACAAGGAUCUUCGCACUGUCGAUCAAGAGGACGUGGCAUCAGGUUUGUGCGGAUUCAAUCAAGCCACUCACUUGGUUGUGGGUGUCGUUUACGGAGCACAGGCCUAUUGCGUCAUGACUCACGAUCUUGCCAACGUCGAAGAAGAAGAGGCCGAAGAACACUUGUCCAAGAUAACGUCCAAAAUGGAAAUCGCUUUGACAAACGGCCGGCACUUGGACGCUUUCGUGGAACAGUUUGACGAUAGGCAAGCAGAGCACUUGACUCGUGUUAAAUGCCGACUGUACGCUGAUUAUCAAUCUCAUUCUGUUCGUGAGUAUUGUGUUUUUGAAGCUUACAAGCAUUUUCUCCAAUUAAUCCAACGAAUUCAGAACCCCGAGUACCAAAACAGCAAAGAUAACGCCAUCGCUGUUAUGCUGUUUCCAUUGAAAUUCAUCGUGGCUUCAGCUGGAACACUUGAAGCGUUCGAAUAUCGAGAUGUAGACGUCGAUGUGGUGAUCCGUUGCUGUCGAAUCUCAGACACUUUGAACAGAAUAAUGGCAAUGGCAGAUGAGGCAACCCGUACGACAGGUAACCGAAUGCAUCGCGUUCCUUUACGUCAGUUCCAUGAUGCCGUUGCUGGAUAUCAGGGCAAGUUCCAGGCAAGCCUGAAAAAUGAAAUGCUAAAGGCCCGGCAAAAUGCGAAGAGUGACGAUCAAGAAAUUGAACGAAUCGUUCAAAUCGCACGGAGCCAUCCGCUUUUCAAACCGCCUCGUCUGGAACAAUGGCUCCGCUUCAAACAGUCUGAAUCGGACAUGAUUGAGAAGAUGGCCAACAUGAAGGAGAUAGUCUUCUUUGCUGACAGAACUCAAUUGGAAAGAGAAUUGGCUGACACCUUCGUUCGAAACUUUGCACUCGUUUUAAGAAUUCCGACCGUGGAUGAUGAAACAAAUGCGAUGCUGGAAGCGAUGCGAGAUCACCUUGGCAAAUGCGUGGAACUGACGUUGGACUAUUGUGACAAAGACAACGAGAACAAUGAAGACGGACUUCCGUGGCAUAUGAUUCAAAGCAAGAGGAAGCAAGUGCUGGACAAGAUUCGUGAAUUUGCCAAUCACGUUCAGAAGAACAAACAUCUGGAAGAUCAACUGCAAUUCUUCCUAACAUUCGAUGAUCCUGGCCAAGAUGGCUGCCAUUAUUCCGUCUACCAGGCUGAUAACUUACUGAAGGACAAUCUGAUUGCGUUGCCUCAUCCGCCCAACGAUCUCCGAGUUAAUUAUCCAACAAAAGACAACGCGAUCGAUCUGAAAUCGUCUGAUGUAGUUCGAGUUUUAUGGAACUAUCAAGAUGUAGGUUAUCCGCAUCAUUUUGUAGUUGAAUACCGACCGAAAGGGAGCUGUGACAAGUCGUGGAUGCAGCGGAAGACGACAAUUCCGGGCGAAAAUCAAACGAUGAUCAGCUUUCCAACCGGAUCGGCCAUUGAAAUUCGAGUGGCGGUCGACACUUGCAUCGGCCGUAGCGAUUUCUCGAAUGUGAUCGACGCUGCAUCUACUCGUAGAAGCGAUUUGCAUAAAGACGGAGCUCAUUAUUCCACCAAAGAAGACGCAAUCUGGUUCAACUAUCCAUCGUACGCCAGGCUGUUCUUCUCGAUCCGUUCACGAUGUCAAUCGGACAAUCGAAGAAUAGCCGAAACAUUUGCGCUGGAGAACAGCAUUUUAAUGCACCGAGGUAAGCCCAACAUCCACCUGUUGAACGUCAAAGAGAAUUCCAUCGACGGCGAUUUCCGAUGGAUGGACGUCGGCCCGUCUCGUCCUUCCAUUUGCACGCCGUUCAACCGCCGUGAUCACAAGAUUAUUAUGCUAAUGGGCACUACGGGCAGCGGGAAAAGCACUUUGAUCGACGGCAUGAUUAAUUACAUUUUAGGCGUCCAAUGGAACGAUCCGUUCCGUUUCAAAUGCGUCGGCGAGAGCCGAACGAGUUCGGUGACGGCCUACACCAUCCGCCAUCAAGACGGGAUGUGCAUUCCGUAUUCGAUCACGAUCAUCGACACACCUGGAUACGGCAAAGACGCUGGUGAACCAAGCGAUUCCAGCAAGAUUCAACGGUUCCUAACGCAUCAGAACAUUCGAAUCGAUCACAUCCACGCCGUUUGUUUUGUGGCCGCUUCCAACGAUGUCGAAUCGACGAAGCCCCACAUCGUCGAUUCGGUUCUUUCUUUAUUCGGCAAAGAUGUCAAGGACAACAUCCGGCUGCUUACCACGUUCGCAGACGUGGCCUAUCCUGUUGUUGACACUUGCAGCGCUGCCACGUUUCCCGCUGCAUCGACAGGUUUCACUUACAAUCGAUUCGAUAAUUCUGUUCUGUUCGCUUGCAACGAAGAUGAAGACGACGUCUGUUUCGACCAGCUCUUCUGGCGAAUGGAUCAAGACAAUUUUCGCGCAUUUUUCGAUCAUUUAGAGAAGAUGAACGCAAAGGAUUUGGGCUCGACUCGCGACGUUAUCCAGCGCCGUUUGCUGUUGGAUCAAUCGCUUCAAGAGAUCGAACGCGGCUUGGAAGUUUAUUUGGUCAACGUUGAGAACAUUCGAAUGUUUCACAGGAAAAUCAAAGAAUACGGCGAUAAAAUGGAAGCCAACAAGAAUUUCACGCUGGAAAAAACGGACACGCGUCGCCUGAAGGUGAAAUGCCGUAGAGGAUACGUUUCCUAUAAUUGCCGACGUUGCCGGAGGACGUGCGAGGGACCUAUUCGAUCAAUGAAUUUCGAUUACCUUCGCGGCAUCAAGAAGCAGUGUUCGCACGUUUUUUGCCCGUGCCCGGCCACGGAGCACGAGUACCAAUCGUGGCAGUGGCGUCACGUGGCGCAUCGAGUGGUUACGACUGACGCAGAAAUGAAGGCCGAAUUCGAGUCGAAUUCCAACGAUAAACUGACGACCGAGCAGCUGUUGGAGCAUUGCCAAAACGAGUUGAAGAUGACCAAAGCCAAAUUGUUCUGCUUUUUAGCUCGUGUCGGUUCCAGUUGCCUUUUGCUGGAGGCGACAGCUCUACGCGCCAACACGCUCAGUCUGGCCGACUACCUGAGUCUAAUGAGGAGCCGAGUCGCCGAAGAAUCGGCGCCCGGCUACGUGACGCGUUUGGAGAUUUUGAAUGAGCUGCAGCAAAGCCUGGCCCGCGAUCACCACGAAAAUAAGAUUGUCCAGCCGGCCGGCAAGAGUCCGUCAGCCAUUUGCCAUGGGGAAGAAACGGGUAGCGAACCUUACGAAUUGAAGUUUGUCGAAACAUUUGCAAACUCUUUCGCUAUUGGUGACUGUUAGUUGAUUAUUUAUUUCUUGAAAUAUUUGUGUUGUUAUGUUGUGCAACCUCAGCUGAAAGAUAAUCGUUGAAUUCUUUAUCCCCCUAAAGUUCUACACUAAUAUAAUUCUUGUGUGUGUCUACCUGCAACGUGUUUUCCUCUUUCUAUCGUAGAGGGCGUCAAUAAAAAGCGAAUGAUAUUCGCCAUUUUUCAACUAGA